Molecule: messenger RNA, 1409 nt
Organism: Bactrocera tryoni
Lineage: Eukaryota; Metazoa; Arthropoda; Insecta; Diptera; Tephritidae
Product: abnormal spindle-like microcephaly-associated protein homolog
Exons: 2
Coding region: 318-695 (125 amino acids)
Molecular function (GO): calmodulin binding
Source: RefSeq, a predicted model, not a curated record
AGAAUUCAAUCAAAGCAAUGUGGUCGAUUCCCAACGGAGAAAAAUUGAAAGUAAAAAUCAAAACAACUCACUGAAGAAAACAGUGUGAAAAAUAGUUGCGUGUGUUGUUUCUGAGUAUUUAGCAGUUUAAACAAGUUCUUUUGAAAAAUACAGGAAAAAGGACGUGGGACAAAUUUACUUUUAUUAUUUUUUCAAAACAGAUGCGAUCAUAUCAUCUAUGUAAUUGUAUUUCGUUGCUUAGUUGCAUAAGUGAUUUUUGCGCGUUUUUAUAUUGAAAAAAUAAAAAAUAGUGUUAUAUAAACAUAUAAUAGUUCAAAAUGCAUAUUCAUCCAAGUUCGUCUGAAUCUAAUUUUGGCCAACUAAUUCUGAGGGAAGAAACCGCAGCCAUCAAAAUACAAGCUGGAUUUCGUGGCUACCGCGAAAGACAGCAGCAGAUGUCGGAUCCAUUGCAUAUAAAUAUAGGAAAUAGCACAACAUUACAAAAUAUUAACACAACCGCAAAUAAAAAUAGUUCUAAAUUAGAAGUAGAAAUAACUACAAAGGAAGAUCAAUGCGCUACUAAAAUACAAGCAAGUGUACGUGGUUUUUUGGUGCGAAAGAAACAGAAAAUUGCAAUGGAUGCGGCAACAAAAAUACAAGCAAGCUUCCGAGGCUUCAAAGCGCGGAAAGAAACACAACACUUGAAACAGAAAUAAAAUUAACCUAGUGUAAUAACAUAAUGACUGCUAGUUACCUGUAAAAUUGACAUAUAUGUAUAAGUAUGUUUUUUUAAUUACUUUCUCAAUAUAUGUUCUUAAAUUUUCUUAAAUGCUCUUAGCAAAAAAUAUUUUUUCUGAUCUGAGCAUAAAACAUAAUUGUUCUGACCAUAGAAUAUUCAGUGCUUUUACGCUGUUAGCGAUUUGUUUGCUUUUUAUUCACUUAAUUGCUGUCUUUGUUGCUAAUAAUGCCAGAAAAAGUUAUUAUUGGGGUAUUUCAUUUGUAAGCAUAAAUAUACAGAAUUCGAUGCAGGUAUGGUAUAAGCUAAAACAUUCAUUUGUGAAUCUACAUACAUAUGUACUAUGUUGUGCAAAUGAAUUAAUAAAGUGUUUGUAUCUUCCAAUUAAGCGGUCUUGAGAAAUUAGAAAUCAUUUAUACAAAUCCAAAGGCUUAUAAUUAAUUUUCCGUAAUUUCGCUUUGCCAUAAUUUCGUGUUUACAAAAAUUAUAAAUCAUCAAAAUACUAAUAUUUUGCUAUUGGUAGAAAUAAAAUAAGUUUGUGAAAUUUUAGGAAUAUUUUUAUUUACUAACAAUAUUAAGACCUUAAAACAUUAUGAAUGCUUAUAUGUCAGUAUGAAUAGUUGUUAAGUUUGGCCACACAGCAAAAAUAUUGCAUUUAUGUACAUAUAUGUAUUUAUUUAUUUAUUUAUUUAUA